Sphenostylis stenocarpa is the source of this 189-nucleotide messenger RNA. NCBI's taxonomy places the organism in Eukaryota, Viridiplantae, Streptophyta, Magnoliopsida, Fabales, Fabaceae. The record is from the annotation of a GenBank genome assembly.
AUGAAGGUGCUGCUUUUAAAGGGUGAGUUGAGGAGUGAACUGGUUUGCGUCGGAGCGAUGGUUUUGCUUCAAUCAGAAGAAAGCGAAAGAAAACUUGGGACGCACAAAGCAAGGGUUGAAAAUUUGAGGCCACUGAAGGAUGAGAUUGACACACAAGCUCAACAUGCAUACACAUCAUCCAAUCUAUAG